Messenger RNA from Astrephomene gubernaculifera, 2078 nucleotides. The record is from the annotation of a GenBank genome assembly. NCBI's taxonomy places the organism in Eukaryota, Viridiplantae, Chlorophyta, Chlorophyceae, Chlamydomonadales, Astrephomenaceae.
CGAGUCUACUACUACAAGCCGAGUCCCCUACAGGCGUGAUCAGCAAGAAAUACCUGGGGCAUGCAAGCCCAGAACUUUAUUGAUAUGCCACCUUAACUGCUCGAAGAUACCUAUAAAUAGGUGCCACUGCAUAGCCGGCUUUACUCCGGAUUACAUUAGAGAUGAACACUCGGCAACCUCCCAAACAUAGCUUGAACAUUGUGGACCGGCCCAUUACAAAAAGCAGAGCCGAGGUGCCUACGGUUAGCCUGAGCGCGUUUGCAUACCUCUUCAGCGAGUAUAUCCAGUAUCUAGUAGAUCGAGCUAACAGCAUAACCGAGUUGGAAGACAGACUGGAAAAGGCGGGCUUUGACGUGGGAAUCCGCGUAUUGGAGCUCCUGUCGUACCGCGAGAAGGUGUUGCGACGCAAGACGGAUGUGCUGGACAUCCUUCGGUUUAUCCACGGCCCCGCGUGGCAAUACCUGUUCGGCAAAACCGCCGACGACUUGCAACAGGCAGCCAACGCUGAUGACGAGUACUACAUCCGAGACUACGAUCUGCUGAUUUCGCGCUACAUCUCCGUACCCCGUUCGUACGAGCCGUUCAACCCGGGCACGCUGGCGGCCGGCAUCAUGCGCGGCAUGCUAGACAGCGCGGGCUUCCCGGCCAGGUGGGGUACGGGGGGGGAUAUACAUAGGAAACUGACGAGCUGUAUGAGCUGUAUGACGAGGCACAGGUGGGGCACAAGGGGGGACAGGAGAUACCGGUGGGCCAAACCACAGUUUAGGGCAAAGCAAUGGGGCUCAGAUGACCAGGGAGGGCGCUGGCGCUGGCGUGGCAAGGGUGCUGAGCACGACAUCGAGUGGUGGUAGCAUGCUGCGGGUGGUAACUGGUGGGUUGGGGGAAGGCGGCAUGCCAUGCUAAAAUGCAUCGGUCUGCUAAACCAGUGAUAUGCUUUUGCGUUUGGGGUGGUUGGGUGGUGAAGGCUCACGUUACACCGGUGUGGCCUCAUGUCCAGCAUGGACGGCACAUGCACGCGUUGUUGCCAUUACCCCUGCACUCGUUCCGCCACUCGUCCCCCUACUCGGGAUCGUUGGCUGCUGUGCUCCCCCCCUCUGACCCCCCAGGGUGACUGCCCACUUCGUGGCGCACAAGGAGCGCCCGCGCCCCAUCACCACCUUCAUGAUCAAGCUGGAGCCGGCCGUCAUGCAGCGGCAAGCGUACCUGGAGGGGGCCAGGAGGGGGUGACAGGCGGGGGUGGCAGGAGGUGGUAGGAGGAGGGGGUGACAGGCGGGGGUGGUAGUAGUGGGUGGUAGGACACACGAGGAUACAGCUACAGUUACAGUCUGCGCCCGUGUGCAGUGUGUCCGGGAGAGGAGGGCCGAGGAGAGGCUCCAGCCGGGUGGUGGAGGAGAACAUACACCAUGAGGAGGAUGGCAGUAGAAGAGAGGUAGUGCCAGACAUAGGGUUCGCCCGACAGCGCUGCUCUAAGGCAGGGAGUCCACAUCGGAAAAAAAAGGACUGCAGGUCAGCUGUCAACAUGGCUUUUUUGCGGCUGCAAGAGUUGAGGGCGGCAAGGGUUGUAGCGGAGGUGGCAUAGCAAGGCUUGUCCCGUAGCGCCAGGCCUGUUGCGCGGCGUGCUUUCCUUUAAAGGUGGGAUUGCAGCGAGAGCUUUGGAAGGAGCGUCUUAGAAGGUGGAGAGGGCGCGGAAGAGGCGCUUAAUGCAGGACGAUGUCUUAAGACGGUAUUGAAGCUUGCUUACGAGGAAGCGGCUGCGGCCGCAGUACGGCGGUUGCCUGUGCAUUUUCGGCGGAUAUUGUUUUAGAAGUGGCGACUGAGAUACAGCCCUUUCCUCUUAGCAGCCUUAUGGGCUUUUGGAGCUAAGGAGGCUACGGUGCCCGCCCCUUCUUGUAUGUAGGGCGGGCCUCGUUGGUUGAGGUGCACAGGCUUGUGGGUAUUGGCAAGUACCAAAGGAAGUCCUGUUACACGAACGGACCAAAGCAAAACGCAGGAAUGAAGGCCUUCUUCAUCCCUUGAGAGACGACAUUAAGACCAGCCUUCGCAUCGUUCUGUAAACACGCAGCCCGUUUGAGGCAUAC